CAGCAGGAGGAGGAUCAGUCCGCAGGUCACCAUCUCCUCCUCCUCCUCUUCACUAACACUGACUCUCUCGGCUCGGCUCGGCUCGGCUCGCUUCCAUCUGGACCAGGACGCAUACACACUCACCAGGACCAGGACCAGGACCAGGACCAGGUGACCCGGAGACCCGGAGACCCGGAGACCCGGAGACCCGGAGCGGGACCUGCAGGAUCCGUGAUCCGGCUGCGGGUCCGUCAUGCUGGGCACCGUGAAGAUGGAAGGACACGAGGCUCCGGACUGGAGCGGAUACUACAGCGAGGAGGUCUACUCUCCCAUGGCGGGAGGAGGGAUGGGUUCUGGUCUCGGGAUGGGCUCCAUGUCGGGCUACAUGUCCAGCAGCGGGACCACGUCGGGCUCCUUCAAUAUGUCCUACAGCGGCACCGGUCUGAGCCCCGGCCCGGUCGGAGGGAUGGGCGGCUCGGCUCCGGCAGCCAUGUCGGGUCUGGGCGGGGGCGUGGCCUCCAUGGGGGGCGCCCUGAGUCCGUCCGGUAUGAGCUCGGUGUCGGCCCAGCAGGCCUCCAUGGGCCUGAACCCGUACGGGGCCAUGAGUCCCACCAUGAGCCCCGGCAUGGCCUACGGGGGCGGCGCCGGUCUGAACCGGGCCCGAGACAACAAGGCGUUCAGGCGGAGCUACCCCCACGCCAAGCCCCCCUACUCCUACAUCUCCCUCAUCACCAUGGCGAUCCAGCAGGCCCCCAGCAAGAUGCUGACCCUGAGCGAGAUCUACCAGUGGAUCAUGGACCUGUUCCCGUACUACCGGCAGAACCAGCAGCGCUGGCAGAACUCCAUCCGCCACUCGCUGUCCUUCAACGACUGCUUCGUCAAAGUGUCCCGGUCCCCGGACAAACCGGGGAAGGGGUCCUACUGGACCCUGCACCCGGACUCCGGGAACAUGUUCGAGAACGGCUGCUACCUGCGGCGCCAGAAGAGGUUCAAGUGCGAGAAGAAGAUGUCGGGGAAGUCGGACGGGCGCAAGGAGCCGGGGGGAGGCGGGGCGGCGUCUCCUGGGGGGGACUCCGUCAAACCCCCGGGACUCCUGGACUCCUCCCUGCCCUCCUCCAGCCAGGCCUCGCCCCACGGACUGGACCUGAGGGGCGCCGGGGGGCCGUCGGACCUGAAGGCGUCCGGCCCCCAGCUCCUGUCCUCCCUGUCCCUGCCCCCCCACUCCAUGGCCCACGAGUCCCAGCUCCACAUCAAGGGGGACCCCCACUACUCCUUCAACCACCCGUUCUCCAUCAACAACCUCAUGUCGUCCUCGGAGCAGCAGCACAAACUGGACCUGAAGGCCUACGAGGCGCUGCAGUACUCCUCCUACAACACCGGGCCGCCCUCCGGCCUGGGGGGGAGGUCCAUGGAGCCGCUGGACGCCUCCUACUACCAGGGGGUGUACCCCAGACCGCUCCUCAACACCUCCUAGUAGCCGCUGGACUCCCUGUGUGGACUCUCUGCAUGCAGCCGACCCGCCGAGAACCGGACUCACAACUCCUGCACUGUGACCCGACCAGCUGAUUAAACUGACCCCAGGUCUGUGCCUGUCUCCUUUUACACACGAGUCACCAACAGGUCCAGGUCCAAGUCCAGGUCCAGGUCCAGGACCGGGUCCAGG
This is a messenger RNA of Mugil cephalus (flathead mullet), 1642 nucleotides long. It is a transcript of the gene foxa1, whose product is annotated as forkhead box A1. The record is from RefSeq and is a predicted model, not a curated record. The transcript has 2 exons. Gene Ontology annotation, molecular function: DNA-binding transcription factor activity, RNA polymerase II-specific; protein domain specific binding; transcription factor binding. Gene Ontology annotation, biological process: anatomical structure morphogenesis; cell differentiation; regulation of transcription by RNA polymerase II. Lineage: Eukaryota; Metazoa; Chordata; Actinopteri; Mugiliformes; Mugilidae. The coding region runs from base 233 to 1453 and encodes 406 amino acids.